AUGUUUCAUUUCAUCAAGAAGCUCUUCAAACGACAGAAUGUCAAACAAGGCAAAUUUCACAAAUUCGGCCAAUUACCACAAGAAAUACAGAACAUGAUCUGGGCCUAUGCUCUCUGUGUGGACGCGCCGCGGGCCUACUUCGUGGAUGUCAAGAAGUGGUUUUUCCAGCCAUGGCAAGUGAGAGCAGUACACACUCUCCCCACAAGCCUUGGCAAUUUCCCUCUCCCACCUGCAUCGAACCCCAAUAGUGAUUACGGCCUGAUGCGAGUUUGCCGUGCGUCUUAUCAAGAGGUCACUCGCUGCUGGAGCCGUUACCAACCACGGGUCCCUGCGCUCAUAGUCCUUGACAACUCACAUGACAGUGGCAGGAGGGCAAAGGCACUUAGCAGCCUUUACAUUGAUGCAGCCAGUGACUUGGUCGUUAUAGAUAGAUGGUGGGACGCUGGCCGCCCUAUAAAUGCAUUCCAAGGCGUUGCCGAAUUCAGGCUGCCACGGAACAACCGAUACGAAGGUCUAGAAGCUAUCAGAACGGUGGCCAUACCGGUCCACUCCAACCUCGAUAAAAGCUAUAAGCCCCAGUAUCUGGUUCAUCUGAAGGCGUUGUUCCCUGCAGUACGAACACUGUAUCUAUACAUGCAGCCAAGGCUCUUGGUUCCACUCGACUCACGCCAACAAACGAUGCCCAUAGACUUCCUCGCCUUUGAGCCACGGGAAGGCGGGGAUCCGCCGGCAAGAUUCAGGGCUCGCGGUCGCAUUUUCUACGAGAUCUGUCCCGUGAAGAUGAGAUCAGCUGGACUGCUUGUGCCUAGCUUUGAGAACGAUGUUGUUAGCAUCAAGUUCAUGACUUGGCAGUGGAUCCAAUGA
Molecule: messenger RNA, 864 nt
Organism: Fusarium redolens
Lineage: Eukaryota; Fungi; Ascomycota; Sordariomycetes; Hypocreales; Nectriaceae
Exons: 1
Coding region: 1-864 (287 amino acids)
Source: RefSeq, a predicted model, not a curated record